Telopea speciosissima is the source of this 714-nucleotide messenger RNA. RefSeq names its product sugar transport protein 5-like. Gene Ontology annotation, biological process: transmembrane transport. The transcript has 2 exons. Gene Ontology annotation, cellular component: membrane. Lineage: Eukaryota; Viridiplantae; Streptophyta; Magnoliopsida; Proteales; Proteaceae. Gene Ontology annotation, molecular function: carbohydrate transmembrane transporter activity. The record is from RefSeq and is a predicted model, not a curated record. The annotation marks the transcript as partial.
AAUGUGAUAGCGUUUUACGCAUCGGUCCUCUUCCAAUCAGUCGGCUUCGGCAGCGACGCAGCUCUCAUGGCGUCUAUAAGAUUGGGGAUGGUCAACCUCAGCUCCAUUUUCAUGUCAGCCGGUUUAGUGGACCGGUAUGGUCGGAGAGUUCUGUUCUUGCAGGGUGGGACCCAGAUGUUCCUUUGCCAGGUGGUCGUGGCUUCUGUUCCAGGGACUCAGAUAGGAGUCUCCGGGAACGAAACUUUGUCUAAAGACUAUGCCGUCUUGCCAUUGAUGUUGAUAUGCGCAUAUGCAGCUGGAUUUGGGUGGUCAUGGGGACCCUUGAGCUGGCUCAUACGAAGUGAGAUAUUUCCGUUGAAAAUCCGGCCAACCAGCCAAAGUAUAAGUGUUGCCGUGAACUUUGCUACAACCUUUGUGCUUGCACUGACCUUCUUGACAAUUUUAUGCCACUUCAAGUAUGGAAUUUUCUUGUUCUAUUCCGGAUGGAUUGCAAUAAUGACCGUAUUCAUUGCUUUUUUCUUGCCUGAGACUAAAGGAGUCCCUCUUGAGUCCAUGCACACAGUAUGGGAGAAUCACUGGUAUUGGAAAAGGUUUGUUAAACGGAAAUCAGCAGCGAUGACAUUGCCGAGACAAAUGGAUUGAUUUUUGCAUAUCACAUUCAUGCAGCAAUGUCAGAUCAUCAGUCUUUUUUUCUGAGCUAAAUAAAUUUAGUUC